AUGCAGCCCCAAAGCAACAGCUACAGGCAUGCCAAGUUGCCUCCAGGAUACAUCCGUGUGCUCGAGCUGCAGCCUUCGGUUUCCAUCGAUGAAGCAUUGGUAUGCCGGCUGAGAGCUCAAACAAUCACAGAUGUGCCCUAUGAGGCUGUAUCGUACGUAUGGGGCAAGACAGCAGUCUAUCACACCACAAUCUGGUGCGCAGAUGAGGGGGAUACCGAGACAGGCGCCGGCAUGCUGCGUAUUGGUGCAAACUUGGCCAGGGCUCUUCUCGCCUAUCGCUGCCUCGAUGAACCUAGGCGGAUCUGGGUCGAUGCCAUCUGCAUACAGCAAGAUGAUUUGGAUGAACGCCUAGCCCAAGUCCGCAUGAUGGGCGAUAUCUUUCGCAAUGCGACCCAGGUACUAUGCUGGCUAGGUGCCUUCCAGGACCCAGCGAUAGACGAAUGUCUGGCGCUCACCGCAAUACACUUUCUACGAGAGUUCAAUAGAGAUCAGGGUAGCCACUUGCAGCAAAUCCAGGCCGCCAUACACAAAGGAACCUUGAAUAAUGGAGGGCAAGCUCUACAGGGAAGCGAUGACGAGCAGAUACUCUUCGAAACUUGGCGUGCCGUCAAAGUCUUCUUCGACUGCGAGUACUUUCAUCGGGCGUGGAUCAUCCAGGAGAUUGGCCUUGCUCGUCGCGCCUGGCUCUCUUGGGGCCGCAGCGAUUUGUGCAUCGACUGGGCCGAGGUGGCUCGUUUUGUCCUAUUCCUCGACGACAACGGCGCCUCCGUCAUCAACGAGCUCGGCCUCAAGUCCUGGGUCUGCAACCACAUCAACCUGGUGUGGUCCAACAAGGCCGACGGCACGCCGCUCUACGACUUCUCCGAAGUACUACACUGGGCGCGCGUCCACUUGUCGACCGACCCCCGCGACUACGUCUACUCGCUGCUCGGCCACCCGAGCGCGGUCGUAGAUGGGCAGCUGCUCAUCGAGCCAGUAUACAGCAUCGUCACGUCCCAGGUAUACACAGACCUCGUCAUAAACAUCAUCUUGCGGACACGCAGCCUACACAUACUCGCCUUCGUCGACCACGACUACAAGCCGAACCCAAUGGGCCUGCCAACUUGGGUGCCAGACUGGCACGCCUUGAAUCUCGUUGCGCCGCUCCGAUGUCCCACGCGCGCCGCUCCGUCGGAGUACCAAAACGUAACCAUAGACAAACACAUGCCCAAGCCCCGUCUGCGCUGCCGAGGAACCUUGAUCAGCACCAUACGCGCAUUCUCAGACAUGAUUGACCCCAAAGAGCUCGCCAUCACCGACUACGACGCCGAGACGAAGAAGAAGCUCCCGUUCCUGCUCGACCACAUCUACUUGCAGCUCGUCCUCGCCCACCCUUCCGAGACGCGGCCCCGCGCAGACGCCUUCAUCUCCGCCCUGAGCCUCGUCCUCACCGGCGGCUUCCGCGGCACCGCGCGGUCCCUUCUUCGGCAGCCUCUCGGCGAAGGAGGCGGAGCCGGUACGCGCGCUGGCCGCGGCGGGCUGCGCGACGCAGAUGGUGCAGGACAUGACGUGGACGUCCAUGUGUCGGCGGGUGUUCAUCACCAAGGACGGACAGCUCGGACUCGGGCCGCGCAUAGUGGCGGCCGGCGACGUGGUGGCCGUCCUCCCGGGCUCCAGGUACCCGCUCGUGCUUCGGCGGGCGGGCGACACCGAGUAUGA
Molecule: messenger RNA, 1698 nt
Organism: Cordyceps fumosorosea ARSEF 2679
Lineage: Eukaryota; Fungi; Ascomycota; Sordariomycetes; Hypocreales; Cordycipitaceae
Product: HET domain protein
Exons: 1
Coding region: 1-1698 (565 amino acids)
Source: RefSeq, a predicted model, not a curated record